This is a messenger RNA of Spinacia oleracea (spinach), 1724 nucleotides long. RefSeq names its product calmodulin-binding receptor-like cytoplasmic kinase 2. NCBI's taxonomy places the organism in Eukaryota, Viridiplantae, Streptophyta, Magnoliopsida, Caryophyllales, Amaranthaceae. Gene Ontology annotation, molecular function: ATP binding; protein kinase activity. Gene Ontology annotation, biological process: protein phosphorylation. Bases 187 to 1536 code for a protein of 449 amino acids. The transcript has 7 exons. The record is from RefSeq and is a predicted model, not a curated record.
GUAAAAUUCGUUAUAUCUGUGUAGAUAGAACAGAGAGGCUAUCAACUGUGACUUUUUGUGUCUUGUAAACUCCCCAGGUCUCUCCACAGUGGAAGACGGUGAUUAGUGUUGAGGAUUGUACAAAUGACCGGCUUUCUGAGAUCCAAACAGCUUAGUGUUUUGCUGGAGAAUUUCUUUUAGCUGGGAAUGAAGAAAUCGCCUCGGUCUUCACAACGCGAUGUUUCGAGCUCAAACUCUCAGCAAGAUCAUGUUGUUAGUAAAUCUAUGGUGCAAGACCAGGAAAAGAGGUCUCGUUUAUACCAAUUUAUAAGGAGAAUUACCAUUAGUUGCACAGCUUUUGGGUCCAAAUCAGAAAGGGAAGCCCCUGAACCUGACGAAUCUUUUGGAAACAAGAACUCAAAUCAGAUCCAUAGUAACUCCUCUGGGCUUUCCUCAGGAAGCAGAAAUAAAGGUUCAUCAAGGCAACCAAAUUCUUUUAGUUCGGUGGCAGAAUCAGCAAGUGGAGAGGUGUAUGGGUCGUUGAAUUUUACCCUUCAGGAUAUCAGGAAAGCUACUAAGAAUUUCUCUCAGAAUAAUGUAAUAGGAGAUGGCGGUUUCGGGACAGUAUACAAAGGCCAGCUGAAGGAUGGAACUGUUGUUGCAAUAAAACGUGCGAAAAAGGACUUGUAUGAUAAGCGCAGUGCACAAGAAUUCAAGAGCGAAGUCCUGGCCUAUUCGAAGAUUGAACAUCUAAAUUUGGUGAAAUUCUAUGGAUAUCUGGAGCACCCAGAAGAAAAAAUUAUCGUUGUUGAAUAUGUUGACAAUGGAACUCUCUUCGACCUUUUACAUGGUAAUCGGGGAUUAGUGCUUGAGCUUGCUGAACGACUGGAUAUUGCUAUCGACAUAGCUCAUGCAAUCACUUACUUACACAGCUAUAAUGAUCCUCCAAUUAUCCACAGAGACAUAAAAGCAUCAAACAUCCUCAUAACAGAGAAAUUACGAGCAAAAGUAGCAGAUUUUGGGCUUGCUCGAUUUGUCCCAGAUGGUGCAGAUGUGACCCACAUCUCUACUCAGAUCAAAGGGACAGCUGGGUACUUGGAUCCUGAAUAUAUGAAGUCUUACCAGUUGACUGAAAAAAGUGAUGUCUACUCUUUUGGUAUAGUGCUUGUGGAGCUUGUAACAGGGAGACAUCCAAUUGAGCCUUUUAAAGGGAUUAAAGAGAGAAUAACCACAAGAUGGGCAAUGAACAAGCUAAGAGAUGGUAUGCCAGUUCUGGCAAUGGAUCCUAGACUGAACAGAAGUCCAACGUCUAUAAAGGUAAUUCAGAAAGUUCUAGAACUCGCCAAACAAUGUACUGGGCCUGUGAGGCAGUCUAGACCGGCAAUGAAAAACUGUGUUGAUGCGUUAUGGGCUAUUAGAAAGGAAUUCAAGGAAGGAACUCAGUUGAAUUACUCUGCCUCUCAUAGAUCAGUUGAUUUACGUGAAAAUGAAGCAAGACAGAUACGACAAGAAUCUUUGGGGAUUGUAGGAGAGACCUACUCUUUUAUGUCUGCAUAGUAUAUUCCCUUUUACUGGGUUAUGUAAAUUUUGAGUUCUCGAUAUGUAGUAUAAGUCCUUUUACCCAUUGCAGAAUGCAGAAGCUUAAAUUAAAGCAGCUAUUGAUUUUUUGAUGUAUACAACAUUAAUUAUUGAUUGGAAAUGUAAUUUAAUGGUAACAACAUCUCCUCCGUGAGAAAUGAGUUAGA